UCAGCACUGUUCCGAUAACGAUAGAAACCAGCUGUUCUCCUUGCUCCCAUUCGAGACAUUUGUACCCCAAUUGGGGAUAACAAAACCCAGUAACUACCCAAACAUCCAGCACGUGCAGCGCCAAGUUAAGGACGCACUGCAUCGGGUGCGAAGAGAAAAGAAGGAAGGAAGCAACGCCGCUGUGCAACAGACUGAAAGCGGAGUAACAUGAACGCAUUGCGCAACAUCUUCACAUCGCGAACGCUCAACUAUUUGCGCCAGAAUGGACAGAACGCGAUCCUCAACGCCACCCAGCAGCAGCAGGCUGUGGACGCCGUGCCGCUGUCCAACGAUGGCGACCAGCAGCUGAAGGCGCCCCGUCCCGCCCCACUCUCCAUACCGCGCUCCAUCCUCGAUGCGUGCCAGUUCGCGGUCAAGCCUUUUGACCUGGGACGCAAUGCCUCCGGAAACGGGCAGUCGAACGGCUCCCUGUCGCCGACGACGCUGAAGCGUUUCCGCCGCAUGCAGCGUCGCAUGGAGCUGGUGUACCGCUGCAAGCUGUGCAACACCCGCAACACGAAGACCAUCAGCGAGGAGGCCUACUACAGCGGCGUGGUCAUCCUGCAGUGCGACGGCUGUGCCGUCGACCACCUCAUCAAGGACAACCUGGGACUCUUCACGGGCAGCGACGGCGACAGCAGCAUCAGCUCCGGCAUCAGUACCAGCAAGAAUAUCGACCAGGUGCUGGCGGAGCGACAUGCCCGCGUCCGCGUCAUCAAGGUGAACGAGCACGGCGAGCUGAUUUAGGAACUCAAGUCAAGGGGCAUCAGAACAGGAGAACCUGGUGCCGUCCGUCAACCUGCGAAUCGUGUCCGAGUUGGACACACUCGGCACGGGGGGCACAACAUUGCACCCAAACACAAACCCGAUUACAAACCGGAAUUCCGGAAUCCCUCAUUCUGUCCGACUUCAGCCGGCUGUAUAUAAUACUUGUACUGUAAUUGUUGAUUGUUUCGGGCCGUGAGUAACGGCUAAAAAGUGAUUAAAAGAACGCCCAGUUCGAAAGCUAAAAACACAAAUCUGUUUCCUCUAUACUAUCUUAUCGGUGUACACAGAAAGAAAACAUUAGCAUUGAUAUUUAAUAUAUCAUUCAAUUUGAAUCGAAAUAUUCUGACACUUAAACAUUGUACAAAUUUUGUAACUAGCGAUGGGUUUAUGUUUUGUAAUCCCCAGCCUAUUAUCAUAUCUUAUCUAAACAAAUAUUGUAUUCUUCUUGUUUUAACAUUUUACCUAUGUCUUUCGAUUCGAUAGUGAGCUGUUUUUCCUUCUGUGUACCCAUACGCAUGCUAUAUAUACUAUACGCUGAUUAAUGUGUUUACCCGAAAUUAGAAAUCCCAUCCAGCCAAAAUUCGACGUAUCUGGAGAGCCCUAGAAGCCAGUAGAAGUCGAGGGGCUUGUUUCGCGGGUUGCUAAUUGAUCGGAUCGAUCAAAACACAGGCGGGGUGCUAACUAUCGCAGCCAAAAUAAAAAUUGGCACGCUGCCGGCUUUCCACAACGCAAUGGUGAAAUGAACCGCGGAGGUUUGGUUAUGGCGCCAGACUAUAAUACAUAUUUUAACAAACACGCCCCUGUCAAGUGAUCGCUUCUACGUCUUGAAGGCCUAAAGCCAACCAGUGUUGUGAUGAUAAUAACCCAGAAAAAUAUGCCAUCGAAUGGGUUAACAACAACGGCACGUGCCUUGAACAUCGAUGGGUGGAUA
Molecule: messenger RNA, 1738 nt
Organism: Drosophila gunungcola (fruit fly)
Lineage: Eukaryota; Metazoa; Arthropoda; Insecta; Diptera; Drosophilidae
Exons: 1
Coding region: 208-786 (192 amino acids)
Biological process (GO): protein import into mitochondrial matrix; protein folding; protein stabilization
Cellular component (GO): mitochondrion
Molecular function (GO): protein-folding chaperone binding; zinc ion binding
Source: RefSeq, a predicted model, not a curated record